Messenger RNA from Anneissia japonica, 2170 nucleotides. RefSeq names its product signal peptide, CUB and EGF-like domain-containing protein 2. The coding region runs from base 113 to 1747 and encodes 544 amino acids. NCBI's taxonomy places the organism in Eukaryota, Metazoa, Echinodermata, Crinoidea, Comatulida, Comatulidae. The transcript is spliced from 13 exons. The record is from RefSeq and is a predicted model, not a curated record.
AAUUUGACUUAUUAGCAUUCAGAUGGUUUGGGAUUUGUUCUAAUCAACGCUCCAUUUCAAUUAAGCAAACCCUCAUGGAGUAGCAGAACUCAUUCAAUUCCAUGAAGGAAAUAUGAACCUGAAGAUCUGGCUUUUUCUUAUGUUUACUUCAUGCUCAUUCUGGGAUACAUUGGCUUUGUUUGACGAUUUUCAGAUUGGAAUACCCAAUAGCAAUGGCGGAACUACAGCUUGGUUAACAACGGAAGUGCCGACAACAUAUUCGUCAAAUUCUGUUCCAAUCUCCGCCGAUUUAGAAAAAGCAGAAAUCCUAGAAGGUCAUAAUAAUGGACGGAGAUCGGUGGAUCCCGAGGCAUCGAAUAUGAACAUUGUGGCAUGGGAUGACGAACUUUACAGUGCAGCACAAGCGUCAACAGAUACCUGCCAUUACACUAUAACGACAUCUACUGACUUCGAGAGGUCAAGAAAAGUUGUCCAGUUCGCGGGGAUUACACAGGCUGAAUCUUUUAGGCUUUCAAUGUACGUUAGCAUCUUGUUUGCUCUUGGGGAUCACUAUACAUACGCCACAAAAGAGUGCUCCGUUCCUGUCGAUUAUUGUAAUGUUUACAAAUUACUUGCAUGGGCAGAGAUGACUAAAAUGGGAUGUGCUCAAACAUUUUGUUCUGUGCUUUAUGAUACUCAAAAUGCCAUGAACAGAACAGAUAUUUGGUAUUUCAAGUGCAAUUAUGAAGAAAUAGGUAGAUAUGAUACUCUCGAUUCCUAUCUAGUUGGGGAACAGUGCACUGAAUGUUCUUCUGGAUCUGGAUGGUGUAACACUGGACUAUGUGACGCCACUUGCACAAGCUCGAAUGAGAGCUGUUCGUGUGAGUUGAACUCAGACUGCAGCUUCCAUGGCUCAGUUGACAAUUCAACUUGCCGCUGCGCAUGCGACUCUGGCUAUAGUGGGGAUGACUGUGAAAUAGAAAGCCGUAUUUUGAUUAAUCUGUGCAUGGUCGAAAAUGGUGGGUGCAGUCACGUUUGCAGUAGUCCUUCAAAUAGAAUCGUGUGCUCCUGUAGGAGUGGCUAUCGUCUAAUGUCAGAUGGCAGGUCAUGCGCCAGAGUUGAAGGUCUGUGUUCCAGCGGAAACGAGUGUGAGCAUAUUUGUACAGUUGACGCGGAUGGAUAUAUAUGUAGUUGCAAUUCAUCCUAUAUUUUGUUUUAUGAUGAAGUUAGCUGUGUUUUAGAUGUCUGUGCAUUUGGAACAUAUUGUAAUAUGAAUGGGCUUCUCGACGAAGAUACGUGUACUUGUCACUGUUUCUCCGGCUAUAAAGGCGAAUUUUGUAAUUCCACGUGCAAUAUUGAUGAAAGCAGUUGCUGGAAAGAUUAUCCAAGUCCUGUUGUUAGAUACAAUGGAAAUGCCUGUCCAAUAUACAGCCCUAGUAUUGACUGCAACGAUGAGUUUAUUUGUAUAAAUGGCGGCUAUCUUGAAAAGCAAAGUGGAUUUGAGGAAGUACCUGGGAUGUGCCGCUGCUACUGUCAUUUCCCCUGGAGUGGUGCUACCUGUGAAGAUUGUAAUUUAGAGUGUGUCUAUGGAACUCUUAAUCAAGGCAACUGUACUUGUUCGUGUAACGACGGUUACUAUGGUGUUGAUUGCUCGAGUUUGUGUAAACAGACUUCACUACUUUGUACACGGCACACUGAAGGAAGAUGCGACCAUAAUGUAAUUCGAAAACAUUGUCCCAUAAUGUGCGGCGUAUGUGUGCCGCUUUAAACGUUUGGCUUGUGAUGUUUGUCGUCUGCGAAUUUAAUGCUAAAGGCAGUGGCUACAUACAUGUCAGCAGUGUUCCAGGCAGCAGAGUAUUAAGUACGCAGUAGACUGUACAUGAUUGGUCGAAUAGUAAAUAGUAGACCCUACAUGAUUGGUCGAAUAAUAAAGGACAUUCUACAUGAUUGGUCAACUCUUUCCGUGAAUAGAUAGACGACGUGGAAGUUUACACCCACAAAUAUUAGGCUUACAAGCAAUAAUGAUUGGCUGAGACAAAACGGACAGUUGUAAUAAUGUGUACCGUAUCUAAUAUUGUCAUAGAUGUUAAUUUGUAAUUAAUAAAAUAUAUAUAUAUAUUAUGUGCAUAAUAUUUUUGAAUCGCAAUACCAAAAUGUGAACAAUCAAAUAAAUUGAAAAUUUGUUUAUAAA